GAGAGGCGACACACACAUUCGUCCAAUGACUCGUGGCCGUUCGUAGUAUUUCCUUUUAUUUAGGUGAGUUGCCGAUCAGCUAAAUCGUGAAGUGGGUUGAAAACAUUUGCAAAGUUUUAUUUCGUUCUUUUGGCUUACUAUAAUCAGUUGAUCGAAGAACAUGGCUUCUUUAAGGGAUCGAGCAUUUUGACAUUUAAAAACUCGAAAAAGUCCGAUGCAGCUUUCCUCCGUGUUUCAAGCUGUUGGCUGUCAACUUGUGCUGUAGCUGCAACAGCUUUCACCGAGUCUUUCUCUUCGUUUGCUCUGGAAAACAAAUACUGCGGGAUAGUGACAAAAUAACAACGCGUGGGCGUUUGCGCUUUUGAACCAUGACCACUGAAGUUGCGAGUGACUUGGAGGUGACAGUCAGUUGUUUGGGCGAAGGGAACCAAAACAAGUCGGACGCGGAUCGACCCAAGAAAACUGAUAGAGGUAGCCACGAGGAGGGGCAGCAGGAUCCUCCUCAGGUCGACUCUAAACAUCAAAAACAGGGGGACAUGGAAAGCAAAACGGAUGGUUUAAGCACGAACAGCACGAACGACAAGGAGAAUGAGCAGAAUGCAUCAAGCCACAAAGCAGAAACUGACAAGAAGAAAGUGGUCGAGGCUCCUCCGCCAACAGUGAACCCAUGGAUGAAGAGGAACGCAUGCCCUCCCAAUAAUCCCACCAACAGCUCGCCACAAACAGAACCCCAGAGUCCUGCCAAAGUUGUCCGUGCCAGCAAACCUAGAUCCAGGAAGACCAGUAAGUCAAGUGACUUCAGUGACAUCACAAACUGGCCUACCCCAGGAGAACUCGCCAAUAAGGAGCAGCAGCAGAAUGUGAUAAACACACAUGGGAGGAAAGGGACGUCAGGACGGAGGGAGAGGAAGAAGGAUCAUGGGGUAGAGAAGGAGAGUGGAAGUGAUGGGAGUGACAGUAAGGAGAACAGGGAAGCACAGUCAGAUCCGAUAACUGGACUUUCGAACGAGAAGGAGAUCGAGGAUGGAGAGGAAACACACAGCAGUGCCCCCCGCAGGAGAGGAGGCUGGAGAAGAGAGAGAGAUUUCUUUGAUGACACAGCAAGCGUUCGCAGUGAGGGCAGCAAUGUCCGUGGAGGCCUGAGGGGCAGGGGCAAAGGUCGCGGUCGGGGCAGAGGUCGUGGACGAGGUCGCUAUGAUUACUCCCACAGUUACCGUGACUCUUACCAGGAUAAGUCCACGGUUCCAGCCGAGUUCGGCACUAACAUGAUCUAUUACUACGACGACGGUAAUCGCGUGCAGAUGUAUACGAUUGAGGAGAAUUUGCUUAAAGAAUAUAUCAAACGCCAAAUUGAAUACUACUUCAGUCUCCCAAACCUGGAGCGUGACUUCUUCCUGCGGAGAAAGAUGGAUACAAAAGGCUUUCUGCCCAUCUCUCUGAUCGCCAGUUUCCACAGAGUCCAGGCCCUCACCACCGAUAUCAACCUCAUAAAAGAGGCGGUGAAGAACAGUGAUGUUGUGGAGCUGGUUGAUGAGAAGAUCCGUAGGAAAGAAGAGCCGGAGCAUUGGCCCAUCCCGGGUCCUCCUCUAGACUCCCCGCGCACAGAUUUCUCCCAGCUCAUUCACUGCCCUGAGUUUGUCCCAGGACAGACAUUCACCUCCCUCAGCACAGUAUCGUCCUCCCCAGUCAGUCAGCACAUGGAUGAACCCACGCUCGUGAAUGGCCAAACUAGUGAUGAUACCGACACAGACAAACCUCAGUCCAAAGAAUCUUUUCCUUCCGACUCAAAAAGCAGCUCUAGUGAGGAUGGAAAUACCCCAAAAGAGCGGUCCAGCAAUCUCUCUGAUCCAGAUGUCCAGCCGUGGAUACAGGUGGAAAAACGACACAGAAACUCCUCUGGAAAAAAUAAGGAGAACACAGAAUUGGUUCAGUCCAGCCCAAAGCAGCCGCCUGAAGCAGUCCAGGAGGAACUGGACUUCCUGUUCGAUGAAGAAAUGGAACGGAUCGCAGCGCCUCGCAAGAACACCUUCACUGAUUGGUCAGAUGACGAUUCUGAUGAUGAACUUGAUGACCGAGACGUUAACAAGAUCCUGAUCGUUACUCAGACCCCCCCUCACCUGCGGAAACACCCUGGGGGCGAUCGGACAGGGAACCAUGUUUCACGUGCCAAAAUUACAACUGACCUCGCCAAAGCCAUUAACGAUGGACUGUUCUACUAUGAACAGGAUCUUUGGACAACGGAAGACGGACCACAAGAGUGUGCCAAUGUCAAGGAUAUGGAGAACUUUAAAAAACUCAACGUGAUAAGCCGAGACGAGUUUGAAACUCUUACCCCUAAACUUCCCAUUGACAGCAGCCAGGAGAUCCCACCCCCUCCACUAUGUCAAACAGAUGAUUUUAGCAUGGCUCAUUCUUUCCCCACGGAUGUCCCAGAAUCCCCCGGUUUGCCCCAUACCCCACGUACACCACGAACCCCUGGAAGACAGGACCCCACCAAAACUCCACGCUUCUACCCCGUCAUCAAAGAAGAUAGUGGCAACCUUGAUGAAAAAACUCCCAGAAAGAGGAAAACCCGUCACAGUUCAAACCCUCCACUGGAGUGCCAUGUAGGCUGGGUAAUGGACUCAAGAGAACACAGACCCCGCACUUCCUCUAUCAGCAGCUCUAAUGCUUCUCCGUCAGAAGGAGCCCCCGCUCUGUCAGGCAGUUACGGCUGCACCCCACAGUCCCUGCCCAAGUUCUGGCAUCCAUCCCAUGAGCUUUUAAAAGAAAAUGGCUUCACCCAGCAAGUUUACCACAAAUACCGCCGUCGAUGCCUCAACGAGAGGAAACGAUUAGGUGUGGGUCUGUCUCAGGAGAUGAACACCCUCUUCAGAUUCUGGUCCUUCUUCCUCAGAGACAACUUCAACAGAAAGAUGUACGAAGAGUUCAAGCAGUUUGCCUUAGAGGACGCCAAGGAGAACUACAGGUACGGCCUGGAGUGUCUCUUCCGGUUCUACAGCUAUGGACUUGAGCGGAGAUUCAGGCAAGACAUCUUCAAGGACUUCCAAGAGGAGACCAUGCAAGACUAUGAGAAAGGUCAGCUAUAUGGACUGGAGAAAUUCUGGGCUUUCCUGAAAUACGCAAAGGUGAAGAAUCAGCCCAUUGACCCCAAACUCCAGGAAUACCUCAGCAAAUUCAAGAGCAUUGACGAUUUCAGAGUUGAUCCACCAAUGGCAGAGGAAGGAGGAAGGAGGAAAGCACACUCGUCAUCCGCAGGAGACGAGGUGAAACGUAGACGACACAACUCGACAUCAUCAUCGAAACAGACCGCCGUCUCCAAGACAUCUUCAGACAAUCAGCUGACCACUGGAGGAAUGACAAAAACAGCCACGACUGAUCAGGCCGCCGCCCCAACGACAACGAAAACGACCAAUCAACCAUCAGCCAAGGCAGCCUCAGCCAAUCAGAAGAGCGGCAUGGCUAAUGACCCGUCUACAAAAGCCCCACCCAAAGAGAAUGUGAAGAAGAAUACCUCAUCGGAUGCUCGCAAAGGAGAGGCAGCGACCAGCAAAAACAAAGAAACCCUACAGCCAAAGAAAUGAGGCCCUCACUACACUAUAUACAGUAUUUGAGUGUGAUUCUAACUCUAGAGCUGUGAAAAGAUUUUCAGUGCUGAUGCAGGCUUUACGUUUUACACCGUAACCUCGGAAGUGAGCCAGUCAAACCGAAGACCAACUGUCAGAACGCUGCAUUCACAAACUGAACAGUAAACCAGAGAUGUCUUUGUGUUGUACAAGACACUUUUUCUGGACAGGUUAUCUUUCAGAAGAUCUUAUUGCUUUUUUUCCCCCCACAGUUAGUAGUUUCAGAAUCAAGUACGCAUGGUGAACUUUUUUUGCUGUAAAGUUUACAGAAUAUGCAUUCCUACAUCGAAUGCAGUUUUAUCUCUUUUAAAAUGUUAUUUUACCUUUGCAAAUGCCUUACAUUUCAAAAGCAACAAAAAAUAUAAUUAUUUUACAGCUCUGUCAGCAUAAAUAAUGAAUAAUCUUUUGGUGUUUUUUAAGUAUUUUUUAAUUUGUGUCUGUGCAUUUCCUGCACAGCACACACAUUUUAGCUCAUUUAUUUUAAAAACUCAACAAAAAAAAAGCUCAUCAAACAAACAAAAAUCUCUAACUUGAACUGAGGUUGACACAAGAUAACACACUAUAUAGCUUUUUGCAUUAUUUUAUUUUAUUUUUUUUUGCUCUUUUAGCUUAUGAAAUAUGACCGUGAUGGGAAUACUAAGUUCUUUAUGCUUUUAUGAUUAGCUGAGUGUGUAUAUCGGAGAAGUACAUUGAUAUCAGCCCAAAGUGGCGAGGGAUUGUAAAAAGUGUUAACAUCUUCAGGAACUAAAUGAUGUUCCUUCUCUUAAACUUAUAUUGUGCUGUUCAUGUCAUGGAAGUGAUGAUCUUACAAGAUGCCACAUCUUUAGGUGCAGAGUAGAGGAAGAGAAAACAUCUUUGAACUUUUUAUUAAUUUUUACUUAAAUUGGAAAACGUUUGUGUACUUGAAGUUUCUAAGAAAUGUUAUCUUUUUGAGAGGAAUUAUCCUUCCUUUUAAAUUUUUAAUCCUAUUGGAGUUGAGUUUAAGAUAAUUUAUUGUUUUACUCUCUUUUAAAAACUUAAUUGAUUAGAAUCUUUUUUUUAUUGAUAUUACAUAGAGAGUGUAAAUGACUGCAAACCUGGCGGCCCAGAGAAUACUUUUAUUUGCUUUUUUAUUUUGCAGGUUGGAUCUUUGCUGAUAACAUUAAAUCAGUGUUUUUUUUUUUUUUUCCUCA
Messenger RNA from Pimephales promelas (fathead minnow), 4798 nucleotides. It is a transcript of the gene larp1b, whose product is annotated as La ribonucleoprotein 1B. NCBI's taxonomy places the organism in Eukaryota, Metazoa, Chordata, Actinopteri, Cypriniformes, Leuciscidae. Gene Ontology annotation, molecular function: RNA cap binding. The record is from RefSeq and is a predicted model, not a curated record. Gene Ontology annotation, cellular component: cytosol; cytoplasmic stress granule. Gene Ontology annotation, biological process: mRNA stabilization; positive regulation of translation.